GUCUCUUCAAUUGCCAAACGCCGUAAAUCUGAAAAAGUAAAACCACGUGAUUAUCUGCAGCUCUUGAUCGAAGCCCAGGACAGGGGUAACGGCGCCCAACCCUCCGGUCCCGACACUGACGACAAACUCGACACAAAUGCCGAACAGAUAUUCGCGGAAACGGGUGGUCAGGCGCUGACCGGCCAUAAGACGAGUCAUCCAAUCAUAUCGGACGACGAUUUUGUCACAAACUCAAUGAUAUUCCUGACGGCGGGCUUUGACACGACCUCAUCGUUGCUGUCGUUCCUGUGCUAUGAGUUGGCCAUCAAUGAGUUGUGUCAACAGAGGCUAUACGAAGAGAUCAAUAAGUUUUCCGAUGACAUUAACUACGAGACAAUCUCUCAAAUGCCGUAUUUGGAGGCCUGUGUGGCCGAAACACUACGGCUUUAUAACCCCAUCACUACUGUUGGCCGCAUUGCCGACGAAGAGUAUACAGUGGGCGAUACAGGGCUGACAAUACCAGUUGGUAUGUUUGUGGCCUUUGACUUACAUGUGCUGCACCACAGCCCGGAAUACUACCCUGACCCGAUGCGUUGGGACCCUGAGCGUUUUCUGCCGGAAAAUCGUCAUAAAUUAGUGCCCAAAACAUAUAUGCCGUUCGGAACGGGACCCCGAAAUUGUGUGGGAAUGCGGUUCGCGCUGAUGGAGGCCAAGACAGCUAUUGUGCAGUUGAUCCGGCGGUUCCAAUUCCGGCGCUCUGUCAACACUACUAUUCCCCUGAAAUUCAAAAAAUUCAACUUUAUUUUAGACGCGGAAAAGGAUAUCAAAAUUGAAAUGCAAAUUAGAGAUUAGAAUAAGUUUUAUAAUAAGUAACAAUAAAACUAGUAAAUAAU
This is a messenger RNA of Medioppia subpectinata, 872 nucleotides long. The record is from the annotation of a GenBank genome assembly. Lineage: Eukaryota; Metazoa; Arthropoda; Arachnida; Sarcoptiformes; Oppiidae.